Molecule: messenger RNA, 775 nt
Organism: Candoia aspera
Lineage: Eukaryota; Metazoa; Chordata; Lepidosauria; Squamata; Candoiidae
Product: zinc finger and SCAN domain-containing protein 30-like
Exons: 3
Coding region: 254-775 (173 amino acids)
Source: RefSeq, a predicted model, not a curated record
GGCGAGGUCGGAGCCGGCGGGGGCUGAGUUGGGGACGGGGGCGCACCCACCUCCCUGCCCAGCGUCUCCUCUGGCCUUUGUUUCCCCAUCCGAGGGGUGGGGGCUGGCAGAGGAGCUGGGAACCAGCUGGAGCUUGGCUGCAUAAUAGUGUCCUCUGUCCCAAGGGUUAAUCAGAGCCCUUUUGGGGCUCGGCAGGACUUGGCAUCACUGCUUUUUUCGCCAAUCUUUGUUGGGAAGAAAAGGCAUUCCAACAAUGUCAUCGGAAAUGACCUUGCAGGACAGGUCAAACGGGGCCACGUCACAGGCUGAGCUGGACCACAGGGUGGAGAAGAAAUCGGAGAAGGCCUGCCUAGAAGCUGAAAAAGCCCCUUGUCCUCUCCAGUGUCCAAGGAGUGAAGGUGGGGAGACGGGGCUGCAGAAGGUCCUGAUCAAGGAUACGCCCAGUAUCAACGUCCAGCGAGAACGCUUCCGGCAGUUGGGCUAUCAGGAUGCUAAGGGUCCCCGAGAGGUUUGCAGCCAACUCCAUGAUCUUUGCCAUCAGUGGCUGAAGCCGGAGAAGCGUUCCAAAGCUGAGAUGCUGGACUUGGUGAUCCUCGAGCAGUUCUUGGCUGUCCUGCCCCCGGAGAUGAAGAACUGGGUCCGAGAAUGUGGAGCAGAGACCAGCUCCCAGGCGGUGGCCCUGGCCGAGGGCUUCCUGCUGAGCCAGGCGGAGGAACAGAGGCAGCAGGCAAGGACCGAUACAGGCCUUUCCUGGCUUUUACGCACCCUGACUUAG